CAAAAGCCUCUGGCCUGCCCUGCCCCCAGGAGCUAGCUCUCUAUAAAAGGGCUGAGCCACUCAGCUCCUCUCACUGGGGGUGUGAAGAGCAGGGGGGACCAUGGAUGUCAUCAGCAUCCAGCAGUUGGUAUGUGGAGAAAGAGUUGAAAGGAAAGCGUCGGGAUGUGGACAUGGCGUUGCUGAUUGUGGAGGCGGGCCCAGAGCCUGGAGGCUGAGAGCCCAAGAGGCCGUGGCCUGGGAGCAGUGGAAACUCGAAGAAGAGAAGAAGAAGAAACUUGAGAGAUUGAACAACUCCAGACUGAAUCUGGAGACUCUGGCUGACUUGGAAAACUUGGUUCAAAGACGGAGAAAACGACUGAAACGCAGAGUCCCCCCUAGGGCACCUGAGCCCACGGUUAAGCUGCAGCCCCAGGCCCAGCUGGAGUCUGUGGACCUGGAGAUGUUCCUGAAGGCAGCUGCUGAGAACCAGGAGACCCUGAUUGACAAGUACCUGACAGAUGGAGGGGACCCCAGUGCCCAUGACAAGCUGCACCGCACAGCCUUGCACUGGGCCUGUUUGAAGGGUCACAGCCAGCUCGUGAACAAGCUGUUGGAGGCAGGUGCCACUGUGGAUGCUCGAGACUUGCUGGACAGGACACCUGUGUUCUGGGCCUGCCGUGGAGGACACCUGGACAUCCUCAAACAGCUGCUUAACCAGGGAGCCCAGGUCAACGCCCGGGACAAGAUCUGGAGCACCCCCCUGCAUGUGGCCGUGCGCACGAAACACUGUGACUGCCUGGAGCAUCUCAUUGCGUGUGGAGCCCACAUUGACGCACAGGACAAGGAAGGGGACACAGCUCUACACGAGGCUGUGCGGCAUGGCCACUACAAAGCCAUGAAGGUACUGCUGCUCUAUGGAGCCAAGCUGGGCGUGCAAAAUGUGGCCUCAGUGACCCCGGUGCAGCUAGCACGAGACUGGCAGCGGGGCAUCCGGGAAGCUCUGCAGGCCCAUGUUGGGCAUCCCCGCACCCGGUACUAGUGACAGCAGACCUGCAAGGUCACUUCACAGCCACCAUUCCAUCCCCUUUACCUCCCAUCCUUAUGUCUUGUCAUCCGCAUCACUCUGUGGGUCUCACCUCAGUCCUUAUUCCUCUGUCCUGGGACUGCUUCCUCAGGCCAGUCCUAACAGGACUGAGCAGCAGCACUGAGGCCAGCAGGUGAAUAAAGCAGGCCUCCCUGGCCCGAGUCAGGGCUGACUUGUUUCCUGCCAGGGCACCAGCUAGGAAGGGCUGACGCAGAGGACCACAGGGAAGCAGGGAACAAAGUGGGUCCAGAUGAGGAACAGUGUAGGGAGAGUGGGAAUCCAGGAUGGAGCGAAAAAUAAGUCCUAAACCUUGAGCUGCCCAGGGUUGGGUACUAGGUGUCCUUGGUGUCCCCUGAUCCUCAGUCUGAGAGACUGUGUCCCUCCCUCCACGAGGGAGAGGGGGGCGGGGAUUCAGUACAAGGCUUGUGGCUGCCCUGGGGCAGGGGUUUCUCUGGGGAAUUCCACUCCUAUCAGCAGCAACCCUGAUAGCAUGUGGAGUGGCUCUAGACAACUUUGGCCUUAGGGAUUCUGGAGGUGGGUCUGGCAGUCUGGAGGGGACGCUCAAUAGGUUUGAGGCCCCACUGCAGAAGUCCAGUACCAACCUGGUUGCCUCAGAAGCCCUAAGACUGAGGAGCUAGAGCUGAUGUUUAUUUUAGGGAAACUUUGUGCCUACUGCCUCAGGGCUUUGGUCAGCCUGCCUGCCGCUCUCUAGUUGACCAGCUGGUGGCGCUUCUGGUAAGGGUGAAGUGCCUGGGAGCUGGGGAUUGCUUGUGGCCCACCCAGCUUUUGGGGUGGUGGCCCGUAACCCUACUUACUUUGCCUCAGGCAACAUCGCCCUGGCACUAGAGCUUGAGCCUGGACCUUGCAGCUGCACCUGCUCUCCUUUGUCCCACCGCUGAGGUGGGACAUCGAGGAGCUGGUGGCUCAGCCCUGGAGGGGAAGCAGAGGAGAGUGAGGAGCACACCUGCUGCUUUCCCUCCUCUGCUAAGUGGUGGCAGAUUUAGGACCCAGCUUCCCACAAGCUCUCCUGAAGGUCCCUUCCUUCCACUGCCUUUUCCGCUCCAUGGUGCACUGGCGCAGACCCAUACUGCUGGCAGGGCUGGGUCCUGAACUGGCAGAAAAUGAGUUUUAAGGAACUUUGCCCUAAAUGGAGAACUACAAGCUGAGGCCCCAGCUUUAAGAUGAAGGGUCAGCCUCCCUCACAUACAUAAGGUACCUGGAUUGACACCAUUUUGCAGUUCUUUCUAGUCUAACAUUGGUGGCCUUCUUGGGCCAAGCACAAGGCUAUUCUUAGGAUGGAAAAAGCGACUAGAGCUCCCACCGGGGGCCACACACCUUCCCUUCUCAUGGACAGCCCCUGCCCUGUGGUGAACUGUAAGGACAGUUUGCCCAGGUGCCGGAGCCAUAGGAGAAAUAGGCAUUCAAGUCCAUGGAGAAGACGACCCCCCAUCUAGAAAAUGGGGACCCUUACUUGACAAAAACACCAUUUUAUACGCAUCAAUAUUUUUUGUUCAUUAAAACUGGUUGACUAUCCA
Neofelis nebulosa (Clouded leopard) is the source of this 2598-nucleotide messenger RNA. RefSeq names its product ankyrin repeat domain 23 (gene ANKRD23). The coding region runs from base 101 to 1018 and encodes 305 amino acids. The transcript has 9 exons. Gene Ontology annotation, molecular function: transcription cis-regulatory region binding; protein binding. NCBI's taxonomy places the organism in Eukaryota, Metazoa, Chordata, Mammalia, Carnivora, Felidae. Gene Ontology annotation, biological process: positive regulation of transcription by RNA polymerase II. The record is from RefSeq and is a predicted model, not a curated record. Gene Ontology annotation, cellular component: nucleus.